Messenger RNA from Penicillium waksmanii, 2196 nucleotides. RefSeq names its product putative chromatin remodeling complex subunit (Rsc9). Bases 1 to 2196 code for a protein of 731 amino acids. Lineage: Eukaryota; Fungi; Ascomycota; Eurotiomycetes; Eurotiales; Aspergillaceae. The record is from RefSeq and is a predicted model, not a curated record. The transcript is spliced from 4 exons. Gene Ontology annotation, biological process: regulation of DNA-templated transcription. Gene Ontology annotation, molecular function: DNA binding.
AUGUCUGCUACCACACCCCAAAGAACAUCCCUGCGACAGGGCUUGCGCCAGGCCCCCAAGGUCAACCAGCCUUUCAUUCCCGACACAGCGCCGACCCGCCGUUCGCAUCACCCCAGCUUUACAUCUCCUCAGCCCCAAAUGUCUCCCCAUAUGAGCAUGAAUCCCGCAGCGAACCCGCAGAGUGCACACUUCGCAGUUGAUAGCUGGGAAGGAAAAGGCCAGGCGCAAAUGCCGAUGUCUGUGCGGGAAGUUCCAACCCCAGGUAACCGACCGGGGCACUUUGCCAGCCUUUAUGAUACCCGGAAUAAAGCAGCCAAGGGCGCUGAUUUCUAUGAUCCGUACUUCCCCCUCCGGUACCUUGAAGUGCCCCGAACCGAUCACAUUUACAAGCGCGCUCACUACGGCCUCCAGUCUGGUAUCCAAGAUGAGGUCGACUUUGCACUAUAUCAUCUGGUCCAGAUAUCCAACCAAAGGUGGGACAAGUUCAAAUUCGAGGGAUUUCCACUGCUGGCGGAAACUCUCAUGCAGAAGGCUGGGAAUUUGAAUAUGACCCCCCUCAAACCGUCCGACCGAGUCAAUGUUCUCAACUCGUUGCAUGGAACGCGAACUGUCCUUGACAAGAUCCAACAAAUCCCGAUCACUCUGCCGUCCGAUACGCUGGAGACCUUCGAGUCCAACCACCUGAUUCGGAAUGUGAGAGAGGCAACUUUAGUGUUGCGCAACAUGGUUCUACUCGCAGAGAAUGCAUUCUACGUCUCUAGAUAUGCCAGUGGCCUUUUACGAGACUUUCUAGUCAUUCUCAUGAAUUUACCAAAUCAGCCUCGAUUUACUGAAAUCAAGAAUGAUGCGCUAGAUAUCGCCGAAGAGGUGACGAAAUACAUGCGGACAGACGCUCAAGACCCUCUUUGGGUUUCCCUCGUUGGCUUCUUGGAUUCACCAGACCGGGCGCACGUCAUUCGGGCUCUUUGGGCAUUGACUCACUUUUCCACGGAACUAGAGGAUGGAGAUGUCAACCGGGCCAUCGAUCACAUGUCCAAACCCACUCUCCAACAGAUGUACUAUCACACUCUCUUGGAUCUCGAUAGAGAUAUCCUGAGCGGCGCCCUGGAUUUCUGGUACCAAUACACGUUAAGCCCCGACAACAUCGAAACCCUGAUGGAUGUGAUCAACUUCCCCACUAUUCUUGUCCCUCGUAUGGUCGCACUUCUCACAUAUGAAGCGCGACCGACAAAGAAGGAGACAAUUCUGCAAGAAGAGAAGGUCGCGCCGCCGCCAUCAGAUAUCCCUCGCGUUCCACAGGAGCUGCUGGAGAAGCUGAUGGAGCUACCAGAACCAGAGCGAAGCUCACAGUGGCUCCGUUGCUGCUUUGUCGAGGAUGCUGAGUGCGAAAUUACUCAAAUUGCUCUCUGGCAAGCCUACCAAACUCGAUUCGCCAAUCCUCAACUUCCAGGUAGCGGUGUUCUUCCCGCAGCUGAAUUCAUUAAGAAUGUUAGCAACACCUUUACGAAUGCACAGGCUCAAGUCAUUAAUGGCCCCGGGACCAACACCAAAUUUAUCAUCAAGGGUAUUCGGCCAUUGGAAACCGCCUAUACGUUCGACGGUUUCCCAUAUCUCUACUGCAGGUGGGCAGAUAACUCAAAGCCAUCUAAGAUGUGCCAACGCGCAUUUGUCUCCCCCGCCGACCUACGAAACCACAUCUUUGGCGAGCACAUGAAACUGCAGGCUACUGAAACACCCGGAAAGUUCAGAAUGGACGCUGCUGAAACACCCAUCCAUGGUUGUCAAUGGGAUAACUGCACACGAUUCCGAGUCUCCGGGCCUAGUGCCAAUACUUCCUUGGUUGCUGGUCACAUUAUCUCUCAUCUGCCUGAGGAUAGACCUGCUGAUGCGGAACCUCCAAGCACCAAGCGUCCUAUUCUCCAGGAGCGAAUAGUCCGCAAGUGGUACUAUAUGGAUACCCCGAUCAACGAGAAGCACGAGCCGAUUGGAGUUGCAUACAAGGCAGCCUUAGUCUUGCGCAACAUUGCUCGCGGUCUUCCUAACCGAGAAGCUAUGAAGUAUGGAAAUGUCUCCUGGAAGAAGGCUUGCUUUGUGAGCCAACGCGCCAAGAUCGUGGAGGUCUGGGACCGCAACCGUGCACUACGCAAGGAGCUGACUGAGUUGAUUAUGGUUAUGGAAAAGGAAGUUGACUACUGA